Messenger RNA from Gigantopelta aegis, 1254 nucleotides. Its product is annotated as E3 SUMO-protein ligase ZBED1-like. The coding region runs from base 1 to 1254 and encodes 417 amino acids. The transcript has a single exon. NCBI's taxonomy places the organism in Eukaryota, Metazoa, Mollusca, Gastropoda, Neomphalida, Peltospiridae. The record is from RefSeq and is a predicted model, not a curated record. Gene Ontology annotation, molecular function: DNA binding.
AUGGAGGGCAAGAAAAGAUCGCCGAUAUGGAAAUUCUUUUCUGUUGUAGAACAGGGGGGUAAAACAGGCGCUAAGUGUUCGCUGUGUGCAGCGACAGUGUCGUACUCAGGGGGUAGUACGGGAACUAUGGCGAAUCAUUUAAAGUUCAAGCAUAAGUCCCUAAUUAACAUUGACAAUAAUGACAAGAACGGCAACUCCCAUUCUCAAAAGCUAAUAACUGCGUUCAGCCAACGUGCUACCAGCAUGUCAGAAGAACACUGGCAACGAUGCACUGAGGCAUUGGCGUGUAUGUGCGCUCGUGACCUUCGCCCUAUGAGUAUUGUUGAAAGAGUUGGUUUCAAAACCUUUUGCAAUACGUUAAACCCAGCAUUUAAAGUUCCAGGAAAAACCACCAUUGCUAAAUAUAUAUCUAUCAGUUAUGAUGAAAUGAAAGAAGAACUGGUUCGCUUGUUAAACAAACAGAUCGGGGUGGCACUUACGUGUGACCACUGGACAAGCUGUGGUGUCGAGGGAUACCUCACUGUUACUGCUCAUUUUGUUGAUGACGAAUUUUACUAUCACAAUUGCGUACUAGCAACACGUCAAACAACAGAACGACACACAGGGAUGAACAUAGCUCAAGAUCUAAAAGCUGUUAUCAGUGAGUUUGGUAUUGAGAAAGAGGGAGUAACUGCUCUGGUCUCUGACAAUGCAUCUAACAUGGUUGCAUGUAUGGAGCACAUGGAUGGAAUUAUGCACAUAAGGUGUUUUGGAGACACCCUCCAGCUGUCAAUUAGAGGCGCAUUCGAUGACAUACCAUCAAUUUCAGAUACCAUCGUCGCUGGUAGAAAGCUUGUAUCAUACUUUCGCCGAUCAGUUGUCGCUAACAACGAAUUGAAAGUCCGCCAAAAACAAAUGCACUUACCAGAACAUUCACUGAUAUUAGACUGUCCAACGCGUUGGAACUCGACAUUUGACAUGUUUGAACGACUGAUUGAACAACGUCUAUCUGUCUAUGCUGUCGUACACAACAUGAACAGUCCAGGUGAUGCCCGAAUACUCGAUCUGAUCGACAGUCACUGUACCAUCAUAGAGGGGAUGAUACCUGUACUGAAGCCACUCUAUAUGGCCACACGGAUCAUGUGCUCAGAAGAGUAUCCGACCAUUAGUGGACUCUAUCCUAUCCUCUAUAUCUUGAAAAACCACAAUCUUCUGGUAAAAGACACUGACUGUCAGUGUGGCGACUUUCAAAGAAAAGUUACUCGCAAACAUUGA